AUGCAGAAUAACUCUGAGAUCGUGUUUGUGCUCCAGGGUCUGAACGACUCUCUGACAAACCGUCAGAUCUACUUCACCGUCGCUCUGACGUCGUACCUCUUCACCAUCUUCGUCAACCUGAUCCUCAUCGCCACCAUCUGUCUGGAGAAAGCGCUCCACGAGCCCAUCUACAUCUUCCUGUGUAACCUGUGUCUGAACGGCAUCUGCGGAGCGUCCAGUUUCUACCCGAAGCUGCUCCACGACCUUCUGGCCGACUCCCACGUCGUCACGUACACGGGCUGCUUGACUCAGCUGUUCGUGGUUUACUCUUACGUCUUCUGUGAGUUCACCAGUCUGACCGUCAUGGCGUACGACCGCUACCUGGCCAUCUGUAAGCCGCUGCAGUACCAGACGGUGAUGACGAUGCAAAGGGUGGCGCAGCUGCUGCUGCUCACCUGGAGCUUCUCCAUGCUGGAGUCGGGGGUGGGCCUGGGCCUGACGAUGAGCCUGCCGCUCUGCGGGCGCAACAUCCCGAAGAUCUUCUGCACCAACUGGGAGGUGGUGAAGCUGUCGUGCAUCGACACGACGGUCAACAACAUCUACGGCUUCGUGCUCAUGUUCUCGCACGUCUCGCAGACGGCGCUCAUCGGGGUGUCCUACACCCACCUGGUCCGAGCCUCGCUCAGGUUGCACUCCAACCGCAGGAAGUUCAUCCAGACGUGUCUGCCGCACCUCAUCACCCUGUUAGUGUUCACCAGCUCGCUGGUGUUCGACAUCAUGUACUCUCGUUACGGCAGCAGCACACUGCAGGUGCUGCAGAACGCGCUGGCUGCGGAGUUCCUGGUGGUCCCGCCCCUCAUCAACCCCAUCAUCUACGGCAUCAACCUGCACCAGAUCAGGUCCAGGAUCCUCCAAAACUUCACCCACAAACCACAUUCAUGA
Chelmon rostratus (copperband butterflyfish) is the source of this 921-nucleotide messenger RNA. Its product is annotated as olfactory receptor 2G6-like. Gene Ontology annotation, cellular component: membrane. Bases 1 to 921 code for a protein of 306 amino acids. NCBI's taxonomy places the organism in Eukaryota, Metazoa, Chordata, Actinopteri, Chaetodontiformes, Chaetodontidae. The transcript has a single exon. Gene Ontology annotation, biological process: G protein-coupled receptor signaling pathway. The record is from RefSeq and is a predicted model, not a curated record. Gene Ontology annotation, molecular function: G protein-coupled receptor activity; olfactory receptor activity.